Cinclus cinclus is the source of this 865-nucleotide messenger RNA. Its product is annotated as regulator of cell cycle RGCC-like. The transcript has 5 exons. Gene Ontology annotation, cellular component: cytoplasm. Gene Ontology annotation, biological process: regulation of cell cycle. The coding region runs from base 101 to 406 and encodes 101 amino acids. Lineage: Eukaryota; Metazoa; Chordata; Aves; Passeriformes; Cinclidae. Gene Ontology annotation, molecular function: protein kinase activator activity; protein kinase binding. The record is from RefSeq and is a predicted model, not a curated record.
GCGGCGGGAGCGGAGCGGGAGGUGCCGAGAGGCCGGUGAGAGCCGAGCCGAGCCGAGCCGAGCCGAGCCGAGCCGAGCCGAGCCGAGCCGAGCCGCCGCCAUGGCUGAGGAGCUCAGUGAGCUGCUGAAGGAGUUCGACGAGGUCAUGGAGGACUUUGAGCGGGGCCCUGCGAGUCAGUACCAGCAGCACCUGGAGGAGCUGAAGAGGAAAGCAGGACAGAGUGUGUAUGACAGUGGCAUCGAUGAGCUGGAGAGUGCUGGCACGUCCCCAGGAAGCAGCCUCAACUCCAGUGAGGAGCACCUCAACACCCCAGCUGACACUUACCCCACCAAAGCAAAGCUUGGAGACACGCAGGAGCUGGAGGAGUUCAUCGCAGACCUGGAUAAAGCCUUGGAGGAGAUGUGAGCCGUGCAGUCUGCAAGGAGCAGCCCCAGCCCUGAGUGUCCCUGAUGCUGCCUCUGCUUCUGCGCCCCAGCUGGGGUGGGGACAAGGACGGGCAGUGGGGACGGAUCCAGCCCUGGGACCAUGGUGACAAGGCCCUGCCAGCGCCAGGAGAGGACAGCCCUGGGUGGGCACCAAAGGGUUUUAGGGGAGCUGGACCACUCUUGAAGCCCCCAGAGUGGUUUUGGGGAGGAUCAGCUUGCAGGACGUCAGCGUGACCUUGGUGUCCCCCCCAGGAUGGGAACCCCCCAUUCCCUGGUGGCAUCUGCCACUGCUGACCCUUGCUCUGCAUGGGGAGCCCCAAAUCGGGCCCCUCUCUGUCCCCCAAGUGCCUCUGCCCCAGCUGCUGCUGUAAAUACUGUGAAAAAGAUGUUUUGUUCUGUACGGAGGGGUCGUGGUUCUGUGAACAGGAUUUUAAACCUC